CGCACUGGCUUCCCGCAGCCUCGGAUUUUGCGAUGUUCAUUAUCCUAGUUUGUUUGCUGUCUCUCUUAGUUCCCUCCCAUCUGCUCUCUCUGUCUCUUGUAAAUCGGAUCAAGCCUGAUUCCCCUCACGUCAAACCACAUGAUCCCAUAAAACAUUCAUCACCUCUCAAUCCCUGAUCCAGCUCCAUAAAACAUUCAUCUUUGCUUUUUCCUCACACUGGCUUUCCAUACAGUAAAGUAGGUAAAGGGGAAAAAAAAGAACAACGUUAUCAAGAACACAGCCCGGCAGGCACAGAGAGCAUCUACUCCCCUGGCUAUCCAGCACCAGGAGCUUGAGAGCUCACGAUUAGCAUCACUUCUCAUUGUCAGGCUUCCCAACUAGCACUUUAGUGAUUUACUCCUGCUUUGGGGGACAAUGAAGACCAACCCAUGGAUACUUUAACUGGAUGGUGAAUACAAAUUGGAAGAAUUUUCUCCAUACCCCCAAUAAUUGAUAGAAGGGGGUGGCAUCACUAAUGGGAUAUUUGCUUUGCACUAUUUAUCAUUUUUUUUUUCUGGGGGAGAGGAAGUGUCAAUAAUUUUGCUGAAGUUUGAAUUUCCUAAGGAUUGUAUAUACAUAUAUACAUAUUUUUUUUAUUUUUUUUCACAUCUUGAGUCUGCGCACAAAGGGGGAUAUACAUAUAUAUAUUUAAGAAAUCCUAAAAUGAGGAGAAUGUUUAACACAGGAACUUCUAGCCAUUACUGUGCCAGUGCAUUUUCAUGUUUUGGACUCUUGGGAAUGUGGAACAGCUGUUUAGUGGUUCAAGAGAAAAUCUGAAGAAACCUUCAAGUUAUAAGAAUGCAAGGAACUAAGUUGCUGUUUCUUGUUACUUGUUGCAUAGUCUUCAAAUUUAAAGUGGAAUGUUGUCCAGAGGCAUGUUUAUGCUACAAUGAACCGAAGAUCACAGUCAGCUGUCAGCAACAAAGACUGACAAUAAUUCCACCUUACAUACCAAUACAGACUCAAAGGAUCUAUCUUCACAACAAUAAAAUUACUUUUAUAAGAUCUACUAGCUUCAAUUCUUGUCAAAAUCUGACUAUUUUAUGGAUCCAUUCAAACAAUAUAAGUCAUAUUGAGUCUGGGGCAUUUUAUGGAUUAAACAAGUUAGAGGAACUAGACAUGAGUGACAACUUUAAUCUUAAAACCAUUUCUCCUCUAACAUUUCGAGGUCUUGCCCAUCUACAUAUUUUACACCUUAAUCGCUGCGGACUGCUGGAACUGCCCAUUGGGAUUUUUCAGGGCCUUUUCUCACUGCAGUAUCUGUAUCUUCACGACAACAAUUUAAAUUUCUUGCAUGACGAUACCUUUCUGGAUCUGGGAAACCUAACAUUUUUGUUUCUCCACGGCAACAAAUUAAACAGUUUAUCUGAAAAUGUAUUUACAGGUCUAAUAAACUUAGACAGAUUGUUGGUCCAUCAGAAUAGGCUUUCCAUGGUCCAUCGGAGAACUUUUCAUGAUCUCAAAAAAGUAACAACCCUGUAUUUGUUUAACAACAACUUGACCAUACUUAAGGGAGAAAUACUAUCACCUCUUGUAUCGCUUCAGUAUUUACGUUUAAAUGGAAACCAAUGGAUUUGUGACUGUAGAGCUAAAUCAUUGUGGAACUGGUUAAAACAAUUUAAGGGAUCAUCAUCAGAGCUGGAGUGCUUCCUUCCACCAGACUUGGCAGGAACUGAUCUCAAAAGACUUCAGACCCAUAAUCUGGAUGGAUGUGCCAACGUGUCUUUCAGUCAAAUGAGAACAAGUAUAUUUACAUCUAAAACUGGCUCUGCAAAAGACACAACUGCAGACAUUUCAAUAAUCCCAGAAGAGUUGACUGAUAGCUGUUGCGAGCAAGUGGAUAAGUCUAUAUUUCCUGAAACAAAUGUUAAAACAGGUCCCUCGUCACAUACCAGUAGAGUAUUGCCAAAUGUUCCUGUUAAAGACAAAGAAAACAUUUCAAAAACUAAAAUUAUAGGCAGCGUUGACAAUAGAAAGAACAGAACAUACAAGCAAAUUAACGACUCCCCUUUUGGAACUUUUACAAGCAAAAUAGACACAUCACAAACCAAGUUAAAGCAAAAUAAUGUCUUCGAUUCAGUUGAACCCUCUACAUCCCCAAACAAAAAGAAGCAUCCUUGCUUGAAAAAGGUGAAGUCAAAAUCUCAGUGUCGAAUGUAUCAACCAGGAACUAAUUCUGCACUAUUGAUCACAGCAAAUCUCCUCUUUAUCUCGUUGUUUCUGAUUCUACCUAUACACUUUUAAAAGCCUAUAUUUUCAUUUAAGACAAUUUCAGAGAAAGAUUAUGGGUGAGCAUCAAGAAUCGUUGCAAAGAAAAAACAAAAAUAUGUGCUUCACCAACAAAUCAGUUUCACAACAAAGGUGAUUGGAUAUUUUUUUAUGGUUGUGUAAUACGAGUUUAUAGAGUGAAGACAUAUUACGUUAUGCCUCAUAUAAAUAAAAAAAAAAGAAAUGUUCCUGUAAAAAUUUAAACGCUAAACAUUAAAAUUAAUGUUUAGCCUUUGUAAUUAAAGUUGUACUUAAUGAUUCAAAAUGUACAUUGUAAAAAUGCUGUUUGUCUGCUCUGUUUAUGAAUAGUAUAAUUAACUGUACUUAUUUCUGUCAUUAAAUGUCUCCUGGUAGCAUUUGUUGAAGAAUGCUUACCAGUUACUUACAUUCUCCAUGUAUACACAUAUAGAUAUGCAUUUUAUUUUAUUUGUGCUCAAAUAUAAAAUAAUUAAAAAAUAAAAAAUUUUUCCAAAUAUACCUAAAGAAACACUAUUGUUGCAUCACAUAUAGGUGAGAUUAUCAAAAGAAGUUCAAAUAAGUAUUUGAAAGAUCUCAACCAGUCUAUAAUACAAUCUAUUAAUCUAUGAAUGGUGGAUUUUAUAUCAGACAAAAAGCAGACAUUAGUUUAUUCUCAUCUAUGCUUUUAUCUGGUCACUGACCACAAUUUGGAUUUUCGCUUUAUUACAAUUGGCUCAGAACAGCACUUCAAAUGUGUCACUUACCAUUGCUUUUCGUAUGCUAUAUGUGUCUAUUAAUUAAAUAGAUAAAUAUAAUUUAAUGGUUUCUCCAAAAUGAAAGACUUUUUUCAGCAGUUAAGGAAACAAUGACAGGUUUUUUGUUUUUUUUUACAAACACUGUUGAGCUUGUCCUAUUUAGCAUUUCAUAUUAAAGGCAUUUCUAUUCACUUAUCACUAAUGUUUUAACAGAUCAUAAUCCUGAAAGAAAAAUAGCCUUCAGUUUUACCAUACCAAGUUAUGUCUAAUCAGUAAUAGCCUUCCAUUUGUCAUUUUUAUGUUCAAAUCAUGGUAAAGUCAAAACGUUCUUGGUGGCCUAUGCAAAAACUGUAAUUGGUGCAUCACCCUGUUCACAAAAUGUGAUCACUGUUAUCAAAUUGCAGCCUCUAGCAGAUCUUACUCGGAUUCAUUAUAUUUUUAUAUGUUUGGUCGUUGUCAAAAUACAUACUGUUUCAUGCUGCCUCUGAUCCAUAUUUGGGUGAAGAAACAGGUUUAUAUAAGUUUUACCACUUUGCAGAAUAAUACGUUAUUUAUGAUGAUAGAGCAAAGGACAGAGGAACCAGAAAGAUUCUCAAAGGGAAGCCCAGCAGAUCCGUCAUUUCUGGUGCUUCGGUGGGGAUACAAAGGAAAUGGCAAUGUUUUUAGUUGCAAAACAUAAAUCAUGCAUAAUUAAGGUUGUAACCAAAUGUUGUCAUUUCCCUCUGCCAUUCAAAUAAAGGAUCACCCUUUGCAGAUGUGCUAGACUUCAUUUCUUCAAGCUAGAGCUUGCCAACAUACUUAAGAAUAUUAUCUUCACAAAUUAUGCAGGCUCUUUUAGCAUCAGCAAUUCUGAUAGCUUUUGUUUCAAAAGAACAGCCACAUUGCUUACAAAGCAGUCUGUAACAGAGUGUACUUUGAGUUAUUUUGUAUCAAGCAAGCAACAAACCAGUUAUGCUUUUUGUGAUAAUACUUUUUUUAUAAGUUGUAUUAACUCAUGAUGAACUACUUUUCAAGAAAUGAGCAUCAAGUGUCAUGGAAAGUAAUACGUACAACUUAUGUACAUUGUAUAAAAGAAACACUCUAAUUAAAAAAUAUAUAUUACCUGUUAA
Molecule: messenger RNA, 4129 nt
Organism: Pelobates fuscus (common spadefoot toad)
Lineage: Eukaryota; Metazoa; Chordata; Amphibia; Anura; Pelobatidae
Gene: RTN4R
Product: reticulon 4 receptor
Exons: 3
Coding region: 838-2283 (481 amino acids)
Biological process (GO): positive regulation of Rho protein signal transduction
Cellular component (GO): plasma membrane; external side of plasma membrane; extracellular matrix
Molecular function (GO): protein binding; ganglioside GT1b binding; ganglioside GM1 binding
Source: RefSeq, a predicted model, not a curated record